GGCAUCUGUGGUGGUCAUGGCGUGAAUAGGGAUGUGUGUUUGGAGCCGCGGGGUGGGGCCGAAGGAGAUGGGAGGAGACACUCCCAGACAUCCUGGGAGAACCACGGCGAGAGGAUCCCUCAGCGCGGUCAUUUCCCACGACCUUUACCCGAUGGGACAGAGCUGAUCCAGACUGGGGGAGUCGACAGAUUUCGUGCGCCCCAAGGUUGCUCAAGAAGCGCAGUUCGCGGGGCAAGAGACGAGGACGCCGGCGUAGAGGACCGACUGUCCCCUGCCACUCAGACGAUCCACGAUAGUCUCCUCCCUGGACUACACACUCCCUCGCGGGUCUGUCCCCGGGCACAGAUUCUCCACCUCGGACGACUUCCAAGCCGGGGGCGGUCUCUAGGGCUAGAGCACCGGGGUCCUUGGAGGCGUCUUUAAGGCUUUGGUCCCCGCCCUCAUCGCCCGCCCUCUUCCCUCCUCCUUGCGCGCGGAUCCAGCGGCUAGGCGCGCUGAGCAGGUGCGGGCCAUCGUAUGAGGCUGCCGGGGCCGCGGUGGUAGCGGCGCCGGGCGCUCGCCCGCCCCAUCUCCGGGCCACUCUCAGGCUCCGGUGCGCGGGGACAUGUCGGUGGUGACUGGCGGCGGUGAGGCGGCCGGCGGGGCCGGCGGCGGUGGCGCGCGCGUCUUCUUCCAGAGUCCCCGCGGUGGCACCGGCGGCAGCCCAGGAUCGAGCAGCGGCUCCGGCUCCUCAAGGGAGGACUCGGCGCCGGUGACCACGGUGGCCGCCGCCGGGCAAGUCCAACAGCAGCAGCGACGCCACCAGCAGGGAAAAGUGACAGUGAAAUACGACCGUAAGGAGCUUCGGAAGCGGUUGGUGCUGGAAGAAUGGAUCGUGGAGCAACUGGGUCAGCUGUACGGCUGCGAGGAAGAAGAAAUGCCAGACGUAGAAAUUGACAUUGAUGAUCUCCUUGAUGCCGACAGCGAGGAGGAAAGAGCUUCGAAAUUACAGGAAGCUCUCGUAGACUGCUAUAAACCAACAGAGGAAUUUAUCAGAGAGCUGCUCUCCCGGAUAAGAGGCAUGAGGAAGCUGAGCCCUCCGCAGAAGAAGAACGUAUGAUUUUGCAACAGGGUAAAAUUCUCUCGGAGAUGAAGAAAGCGAACUGAGAUUUGGACUCCACAGAUACUUUUAUUAGAAAAAAAUAACCAUAGUUGUCUUUACAACAACAUUUUUUGGUGUGUAUGUUGGGGGGGGGUUAGACAUUUAUUCAAAAGUGUUCCUUCUUUUGUCGUUUUAAAGGGUUUUCAUUACUGUAAUAUUUUAAUGGCAAAGCUACUACAGCUUGGACUGUAGCCCAACCAAGGACUAUCAAAGCAGACGCAUUCACAAGGAUGGGCAAGGCCAGGCCAUGUCUUUUGUAAGGACUCAGCCAUAAUUUUAAGAUCUCACUAUACAGGGAAGAUGGUUUUCUUACAGUCAGUUUGGUAAGACACUUUUAAGUUACACACUUGACAGAUGUCGAAAGGAGCUCACGCUUGUAUAUAUCCACACACACUAAGUUUCAAAUAGAGAUGUAAGCUUUGUAGCAGGUUCAUGGAAUAAGCCUGUGCUUGUCCUGUUAGACAUGGUCACGACACAUGUGUUCUCAAAAGGCCUCUAGACGUUCUUCAGACAAAUGCGGUCCACCUUCAGCAUCCACUUUCUGCCCCAAAGUGAAAGACCUCGGUGUGUUCCUUAUUAUAAUGAGCUGUACUACACAUGUGUUGAGUUGGUCAAGGGCUUAAUUAAUAAAUUUUAUUAUUUUAUUGGUUGA
Molecule: messenger RNA, 1793 nt
Organism: Grammomys surdaster
Lineage: Eukaryota; Metazoa; Chordata; Mammalia; Rodentia; Muridae
Gene: Ppp1r14c
Product: protein phosphatase 1 regulatory inhibitor subunit 14C
Exons: 4
Coding region: 605-1099 (164 amino acids)
Biological process (GO): regulation of phosphorylation
Cellular component (GO): cytoplasm
Molecular function (GO): protein serine/threonine phosphatase inhibitor activity
Source: RefSeq, a predicted model, not a curated record